Austrofundulus limnaeus is the source of this 3885-nucleotide messenger RNA. It is a transcript of the gene stag2b, whose product is annotated as STAG2 cohesin complex component b. Gene Ontology annotation, molecular function: chromatin binding. The record is from RefSeq and is a predicted model, not a curated record. Gene Ontology annotation, biological process: sister chromatid cohesion. NCBI's taxonomy places the organism in Eukaryota, Metazoa, Chordata, Actinopteri, Cyprinodontiformes, Rivulidae. Gene Ontology annotation, cellular component: nucleus; chromatin; cohesin complex.
ACGUCCGAAACCGCCUCUGACCGCGACUUUUAAACUCUUUUUUUUCACCCCACACAUUUGUAGCAGGAUAAAGACAGGGGCGGUAUAAGUGUAAUAAAAGUUAGGAUUGGACCGGGACUACAUUUCAGAACCAGGUCACAUGCAACCUACCUUGUCUCAUUUUUCACAGAGGACCUCAAGUCAGAUCUAAGUUGACGUGAUCCAAAAGAUGUUACAGAAAUGAUAGCAGCACCAGAAAUACACUCAGAGUUCGCCUACACUCAGGACACAGAUACUAGAUUUUCCUCAGACACAGACUUUUCUGAGGAUCCUGAUGGAAGAAGUACAACUAAAGGAAAGGGUGGGAAGAAGGGGAAGAAAGGUGCAGGAGAGAGAGGCAAAGGAGGAAAGGGUGCAGGCCGGAUAAAUGGCCACCAUCAAGAAAAUGGCAUGGAAAACAUCAUGCUGUUUGAGGUGGUGAAGCUGGGCAGAAGUGCAAUGCAGUCGGUAGUUGAUGAGUGGAUCGAGUCUUACAAACAUGACAGGGAUGUUGCACUGCUAGAUCUCAUCAACUUCUUUAUUCAGUGCUCAGGAUGUAAAGGUGUGGUCACCGGAGAAAUGUUUCGAAACAUGCAGAACUCUGAGAUCAUUCGACGAAUGACUGAGGAAUUUGAUGAGGACAGCGGCGAUUACCCUCUAACCAUAGCCGGGCCGCAGUGGAAGAAGUUCAAAACAAGCUUUUGUGAAUUCAUUUCGGUGCUCGUGCGCCAGUGUCAGUACAGUAUCAUCUAUGAUGAGUACAUGAUGGACACAGUCAUCUCCCUUCUUACCGGACUAUCAGACUCCCAAGUUCGAGCCUUCAGACACACCUCAACACUGGCAGCCAUGAAGCUGAUGACAGCCCUGGUGAAUGUAGCUCUGAACCUGAGCAUUAACAUGGAUAACACCCAGCGCCAGUAUGAGGCAGAGAGGAACAAGAUGGUUGCUAAAAGAGCAAAUGACAGGUUGGAGCUGCUCCUGCAAAAACGCAAAGAGCUUCAAGAAAAUCAGGAUGAAAUUGAAAAYAUGAUGAAUGCAAUUUUCAAAGGAGUGUUUGUCCAUCGAUAUCGGGAUUCGAUAGCAGAAAUCCGGGCGAUCUGUAUAGAGGAGAUUGGAGUGUGGAUGAAACUGUACAGUGAUGCCUUCCUCAAUGACAGCUAUCUGAAGUAUGUGGGGUGGACAAUGCAUGAUAAGCAAGGAGAGGUACGUCUGAAGUGUCUGACAGCUCUGCAGGGCCUCUAUUACAACCGGGAGCUCAAUGCAAGACUGGAGCUCUUCACCAGUCGCUUUAAGGACCGUAUUGUCUCCAUGACUCUUGAUAAGGAGUAUGAUGUUGCAGUACAAGCUAUUAAACUGCUCACUUUAGUCUUAAAUAGUACAGAUGAGGUUUUGACCCCCGAGGACUGUGAGAGCGUCUACCACUUAGUCUACUCGGCACACAGGCCGGUCGCAAUCGCAGCAGGAGAAUUCUUGUAUAAGAAAUUGUUCAGCCAGCGAGAACCAGAGGAGGAAGGUGCUCCUAAAAGAAGAGGCAGACAAAGUCCCAACGCCAACCUCAUUAAGACCACCGUCUUUUUCUUCCUUGAGAGCGAGCUCCAUGAGCAUGCAGCAUACUUGGUGGACUCCCUCUGGGAAUGUGGUGCAGAGCUACUGAAAGACUGGGAGUGUAUGAUCAGCUUAUUGCUAGAUGACCCAUUGCCAGGAGAGGAAGCUCUUACAGACAGACAAGAAACGGCUUUGAUUGAAAUCAUGCUGUGCACUGUACGUCAGGCUGCUGAAUGCCACCCACCUGUUGGAAGAGGAACAGGCAAGAGGGUAAUGACAGCUAAAGAGAAAAAGACUCAGCUGGAUGAUCGAACCAGAUUAACAGAGCUUUUUGCUGUGGCUUUGCCGCCUCUACUGGCCAAGUACGCUGUCGAUGCAGAGAAGGUGACUAACUUGUUACAGCUGCCUCAGUACUUUGACCUGGAGAUUUACACGACAGGACGUCUGGAGAAGCAUCUGGACGCUCUGCUGCGUCAGAUUAAAGAAAUUGUGGAGAAGCACACAGACACAGAAGUCCUGGAGUCCUGCUCGAAGACUUACCACGCUCUCUGCAACGAGGAGUUCACAAUCUUUAACAGGGUAGAUAUAGCCCGCUCCCAGCUCCUGGAUGAGCUGGUGGACAAGUUCACCAGGCUACUGGAGGAUUUUCUACAAGAGGGUGAAGAUGCUGAUGAAGAUGAUGCUUAUCAGGUUUUGUCCACUCUGAAGCGGAUCACAGCAUUUCAUAAUGCACAUGACCUGUCAGGAUGGGACCUCUUCACCAGCAACUUCAAGCUCCUAAACACGGGUAUAGAAAAUGGAGACAUGCCUGAGCAGAUAGUCAUUCAUUCACUGCAGUGUACUCACUACGUGAUCCUGUGGCAGCUGGCCAAAUUGUCCGAGGGCAGUUCCAAAAAGGAUGAUAUGGUGACUCUGAGGAAGCAGAUGAGGGCGUUCUGUUUGAUGUGUCAGCGCUACCUCACAAAUGUCAACACGGCCGUCAAAGAGCAGGCUUUCACCAUCCUGUGCGAUCUCCUGCUCAUCUUCAGCCACCAGAUGGUGUCUGGAGGCAGGGAACACUUGGAGCCCUUGGUCUAUUCCCCAGAGGACUCUUUACAGGCUGAGCUGCUCUCCUUCGUCCUCAACCAUGUCUUCAUCGACCAGGACGAUGACACAAAUAGUACAGACGGGCAGCAAGACGACGAGGCAGUAAAAAUAGAAGCUCUGCACAAGAGGAGAAACCUCCUGGCUGCCUACUGUAAACUCAUCAUCUACUGUGUUGUAGAAAUGAAAACUGGGGCUGACAUCUUCAAACAGUACAUGAGGUAUUACAAUGAUUAUGGUGACAUCAUCAAGGAGACGAUGAGUAAAACUCGGCAAAUUGACAAGAUUCAGUGUGCCAAGACGCUCAUUCUUAGUCUGCAGCAGUUGUUUAAUGAAAUGCUGUCGGAACUGGGUCACGGGUUUGAUCGCUCCUCCUCUUCGUUCUGUGGAAUCAAGGAGUUGGCCCGUCGGUUUUCGCUAACCUUCGGGCUUGAUCAAGUCAAAACCAGAGAUGCCAUUGCUAUGUUGCACAACCACAUGUACCUGGAGUGCUUCAUGACGUUCCAGAUGGCACUGCAGCGAGAGGACUGCUGGCUUCCCCUGAUCUCCUACAGAAACUCCCUGCAGGCCGGCGGUGACGACGACACCAUGUCUGUGAUGAGCGGCUACUCAAGCCGAGGCUCCUCUGUUCGCUCCAAGAAGGCUAAACCUCCUUUGGCUACAGCCGGAACGUCGGCGGAAAAGCGGAAACUACCAGAGGAGGAGAGCAGCAGCGUCGUUGAGGCUUGGCAGCAAAGCAUUCAGACCCCCGUCAUGUUGCCCUCACCCCAUCUCACCUCCACUGCCAUGCGAGACCCUAAGAGGGGUCGUGAAGACAGCUACAUGGGGGUCUACCCUCUUCCUCACGAGCAGCCACAGCCCCACCAACACCCACAACACCAUCAACAGACGCCUCAGCACCACCAGACACCCAUGGAUUACAAUUCACAGGUGACGUGGAUGCUGGCGCAGAGGCAGCAAGAAGAGGCACGCCAGCAGCAAGAAAGAGCCAUGAACUACGCCAAGCUCAGGACCAAUCUGCAGCACGCUAUCAGUCGUCGCGGCACCGGGCUUAUGGAGGAAGACGAAGAGCCGAUCGUGGAGGAUGUGAUGAUGUCGUCCGAGGGUCGCAUGGAUGACCUCAAUGAAGGCAUGGACUUCGACACCAUGGAUAUUGAUCUGCCUCCUUCGAAAAACCGCCGCGAGAGAUCUGAACUCAAGCCAGACUACUUCGACCCCGCUUCCAUCAUGGAUGAGUCG